UGUGGCGGGGGCUUUGAGGAAAACCACGCGUGCCGCUGGCGCUUCCCCGCCUCCUCCCGGAGCCCUGGGCGAGCUGAGCGCCCUGCAUGUCUGCGUGUCUGUGUGAGGGGGGAAGGGAGACCAGCGCAGGCGCAACGCCCGCCCGUCUGCUCGCCUGCCUGCAGCCCGGGCGCUUUCGCUCAGUGCAGUUGAUGGCAGUGCCGGCGCGCGCCGGGAGCUCAGCGCCCCGGGUACUGGAGCCCAAGAUGUGCAGGCAGAGCAGAGGCAGCGGCUGCAGCAUCUCCGGGGCUCGAAAGCGGGACGGGGACCGGCAGUGUCGUCCAUCGCUCGUGGCAAGUCGGCUCUCCUGACCUGCCUUCCGUCCUUUCCCCCCCCCCUCCCAGCGCUCCCCCAAAGAAUGUCAGCCAAGUCUAAGGGGACCACAUCCUCCUCCUCCGCCACCUCCUCGUCUGUGUCCUCUCCAGCCGAAGGGGUGCCGCCGGCCUCCAAAGCCAAGGUGAAGGAGCAGAUCAAGAUAAUCGUGGACGAUUUGGAAUUAGUCCUGGGGGACCUGAAGGACGUGGCUAAGGAGCUCAAGGAGGUGGUUGACCAGAUUGAUACACUGACUUCUGAUCUGCAGCUGGAAGAUGAAAUGACUGACAGCUCAAAAACAGACACGUUGAAUAGCAGUUCAAGUAGCACAACAGCGUCAAGUUUGGAAAAAAUCAAGGUGCAAAGCAGCGCCCCACUCACCAAGGCCCCGACCCAUCCAUCUGCCAUUUUAACCGUAUUAAGGAAACCCAACCCCCCACCACCUCCUCCACGGCUGACUCCAGUGAAGUGUGAAGACCCUCACAGGCCAGUAAUCUCUGCCAAUCCUGUAAAGACUAAUGGGACUCUGUUACGAAAUGGAGGCUUACCAGGAGGACCUAAUAAAAUUCCAAAUGGAGAUAUAUGUUGUAUAUCAAAUAAUAAUUUGGACAAAGUUCCAAUGCAACCUCUUAUGCACAGAUCUGAGAAAGGCAGGUGUCCUCAGGCUGGAACACGGGAACGGGUACGAUUUAAUGAAAAGGUGCAGUACCAUGGCUAUUGUGCUGAUUGUGACGUGCGGUAUAAUAUUAAGAACAGGGAGGUUCAUUUGCACAAUGAGCCUGCUCGCAUCCCAGGAAAACUUCCUCAGCAGUGUCCUCCCUUGCCACUGCCUCCUUCACCGCUUCCUCCCCCCCCAUUAGAAAAUGGAGGGGUGGGCAUAAGUCCUAGUAAUAGCUUUCCCCCUCUCAGACCUGCAACUGUGCCUCCACCAACUGCACCAAAACCCCAAAAGACCAUCCUGAGGAAAUCGACCACGACGACAGUGUGAUGUUUCCCACCUGGAAAACUGUUCUUGCUUUUUCUUUUUCUUACGUACAAACAUUGAAAAAAGGUAAUGAGCACUUUCUACAAAAGCAAUAAAAGCCCAAAUAUAUUGCACCCUUUCUUCUAUGAAGUGGCAAAAAAGUCACAUGCUCCUUCAGGCUGGAAGGUAUCUUAAUAUUUGACUACACGAUAACCAGUUCUCCCAUGACAGAUUCGACAGUGCAACCUCUUUCAGGCAGUACUAAAUUCUAACAACAGGGACUCUUCUUAGAGCAUGAACACCCUUGAGCCUGAGCACAACUGAUGACCGGUGCCAUCUGCAUUAAUCCACCGGCCUCAUUCAACAGCUAUGACCUGAGUCCUGACAAAAGCCACAGCCUUAAGCACCAUGCACUCUGACAGAAGAAACAAAAGUCAGUUACUUUUAUGACCAUUGCAGAAACAACAGUCGCCGAACAGCAUUCCUGUGAUCCAGCCAAAUGUGUGAAACAGAUGUAGCAAAAUGAAAGUUGGAAGCACUUAAAUGGAUCAGGCGAUGCCAAUGCAUUUUGGGUGGAAGAGAAGGCUAUUAUUGUCUCCUGUGCAAAUUCAAAGCCAUAGAAGAGAGACAGUGGAUGCUAAAAUGCUUGGAAAAAGGUUGUUUCCUGUCCUCUGCUGAAACAAUUCAACUGUUACAGCAUGCAUCUCAAUGCACUUCUAAUAUUUGCACUGUCAUUUUCAUUCAGGGGAAUGAUGUAAGCCAUCAUUUGCACAGAUGGCCACAUGAAAUUUUAGCCGACAAGAAGAUGUAUGUUGAGGGCUUGAGAGCAAAAGAAAUUAAAUUUGUCUACAAAAGUGAAGAAAACAUAAUGUCCCUCCAUCACUUUGCAGCUGGAAUCUUUCAAAAAGAAAAUAGUUGCUCCUUAGAACUGAGAUAACAAUAAUGAUAACAAGAAAGCAUCAACAAGCUAACAUGGAUUUUAGAAUCAAUCUAAUUUUAAUACAUUUUUGUAUCAGUGUAACAACAAAGAAAUUGACCGAGACAACUGGUAUGUUCCUAAUGAAUACCGACAGUAACCUCCCAAUUACUAUAAAGAGGGGGAAAAACAUAUUUGUAUUACGUAUUUGACACAUGACAUUUUUAUAGCUAAAGAUCUGUUCUUCAUGGAAAAUGUAUCAGAUAAAUAGGCAUUUUCAGUUUAUUUUUCUAAAUAAAUGUGUUUAUCAUUUGCAUUUACUUAUUUUUGCUGAUUUUCAUUACGCAACUAUUAUUCUCUCUCUCACCAAAAAGGGAAGUAUAAAGACAAGAACCAAAACAUAGAUUUUGCCAUGCUAAAAUCAGAAUGAUUUGCAGACUGAAAGCUUUAAUAUAAAAUGUUGUUUGUAGAAUUAUAAAGUAUAUUUCUACUGGUAAAUACAUAUGGAAAGUAAGAAAGUCUGUAUUUUAAUCUUUACUUUCAAUACAUAGGUUAUUUUUACUAUUCCAAGAAAGUAAUUAGUUAGCAUAGUUUGUUGGGGAGUCUUAGAUACGGUUAAUUAUGUUGCCUAUAGUUUAAAAUGAAGCUACAUGUACAUAACACAAGACAUGCUCCAGCACCUGAUCUCUGCAUAUGUUACACUGCAGAGCUGUAACAGGAGACAUCCAUAAAAUCACUCUUCCAGUGUUUUCUAAUCAGGCCUUUAGUUAGCUAGGAUAGCCUUUGUGUGCAGGUGGUCCAGUUUGCAGGAUUGUGUGGCAUUUUGGAUGGAGCUGGAAGAUAAUGGAUAUAUCCAUGGGCAUCCACAGAAAUGUCCUGCUUUUAUCAAAAUGACCAAAGCAGCAAGGUGCUGCAAACUCCACCCUUUUGGGGCAUGCAUGUGCUGUCAAGGGAAAUAUAAAAAGGGUCACUUCAGCUUUGAAUUUUCCUGGGUCAUAUAAAUUGUUCCCUUUCCGUUGUAGGCUGAUCUGUCCCCACUCUUUCUCCUUCCCAAGAAGAUCUCAUUCUGUUCCUUUUCUCUAAUCAAAAAACAGAUUGGUAUGGGACCAGUAUGCAGUAUCAUACCUACACUUUCACUUAUAAAUGAAGGGCUGGAUUUGGUCCCUGACUUGCAUAUUAUUUUCAUGAAAAGAAUUAAAUCAUUGCAUUGCAUUGAAUGUAUUUUAUUUUUUUAACUUCAAAUCUUAUAAAUCUUAAAUGGAUUUCAGGCAUCAUUACAAUUGCCAUUUUUCUUCACUGGAAGAGAGAGACAUGUGAAAGUCAAGUUAUUCUGAUCAACGCAGCCCUUUCAUUUGGCACCGAAAAUUCUAAUAUCAAGUCAAUUUCCCUAAAAGUUAAAUUGGGAUCCAAAAAAAGUGAUUCUCUCUGUUUCUUCAGAUACCAUUUUUAAGCCUUGAAUAUUUAUUUUCAUCACAGUGUUCUUUUCAAAAAUGCAAAACAAAACAAAAGCAUGAUAUCUGAGAAUCCCUAAAUUCUAACAAAAGUCCACUUACUGCAAAAAUAGAAUGUAAAACUCUGUGUGGCAAUGCAGUUCUAUGUUGUAUAUCUGGUUUUAGUUUUAGAAAAUAACUUUCAGUGUGGUCUGAUACUUAAACAUGACACAUGAUACCAUGUAAUUCUUGCUUAGCAGGGAUUUAUUUCCAAGCUGUAACUUACAGUUCUGAUAACAUGUCAUUGUUGAAUGAGAUACAAUUUGGGAUAUCAGACAGUGAGAAAUUGGGUAAGAUUGUUAAAUAUAAUUUGCAAACAGGAAGACUUGCUGUACUCAUUCAGUGCAGUAUUCUGUUAUUAGUUCAUAGAUUCCUUUUAUGCCAGAAUUGUUUUGAAUAAAAUAUAUAUUUUCCUUUUCCA
Candoia aspera is the source of this 4142-nucleotide messenger RNA. It is a transcript of the gene PRR16, whose product is annotated as proline rich 16. Bases 398 to 1339 code for a protein of 313 amino acids. The record is from RefSeq and is a predicted model, not a curated record. Lineage: Eukaryota; Metazoa; Chordata; Lepidosauria; Squamata; Candoiidae. The transcript is spliced from 3 exons. Gene Ontology annotation, biological process: positive regulation of translation; positive regulation of cell size.